AUGCGACGUCUGAGUCUGUCCCGGGCUCAAUGGCAUCGUCAUGGUGUUCAUCAGAGUCACUUCAGCCUCCUUUUUCCUCCCCAUCCGCACACACAAAGGCACUUGUCAAGCUCCGCUGCCCACUCAAAUGGCGACGGCCGCAAAAACAACCCCAAAGCUUCUAUACGAUGGUUUGAGCAACCUACGCGGUGGAGCAAAGAGAAAGUCGAGGUAUAUCCAGAGGAGGAAGAACAGGCCGAACAAGAUGUUAUUUGGGCCAAAAUCCGAGAGCUGCAGGAACAGCUGCAGGAGAUAAAGCAGGGCCCUUUUGGGCCGCAUAGCCCCUUGAUGAAACAGUUAUCGGAAAAGCAAAGAGAGAUAGUACGUGACGCCGUCCGCAAAUAUGAAGAAGAACAUGUGGAAGAGGAAACAAAGGAUAAUCAGCGUUAUCAAGACUUUUUUGCGGGACUAGAUGAAAUGAUUGCAGAGGAAAAGCAGGAUUUGGAGAAACAGAAAACAGCGGAAUGGAAUCCAAAAGAAAUGCUAGAGGCAUCUAAGUCACCUCAUAAAGAAUCGUUCGAAGUCGAAUUGAAGGUCCCGGACACCGCUCAAGCGCAUGUUAACAGAUUUAACCAGAAUUUAAAGGUUCUAAUCAAAGAUCCAACCAGGGGCCAUAGGCAGGAGCUGUGGCGGUCAUAUCAACGAUGUAAAGCCUUAAUACCUGCGUUUGUUGAAUUGUUGCCAGAAGAGACCUUGACCAUAUUGUGGAAUUCCCAAAGUCAAAGUGCCAGUCUCCAAACCCCGCAGCUUGGACACUGGGAGGAUUUUGCAGAAGAUAUCCUUUCGAAUGGCCGAGACUUAACGCAACCCCAAUGGCUGCGGUACAUUACACUCCUUCUUGACAAUGGCCAGUCAAAUAAAGCACUUUCUUUGUGGAAAAGCCGAGAGAAACAUCUACACUAUGGUUCGAAAAUGGAAGUUGAGCAGUUUUGGAAGUUGGGGGUUGAGAUAUUGAUAGCAAAUGGGGAAUUGGAAAGCGCGCAAGAUAUAGCAUUGGCGUUUCUUGCAGACGAUGAAUCCCGGCCGCCACGUAUUCUAAUACCCAUAAUCGUUGCCUGGGCUAAAAUCCCCGGAAAUACGAACGGCGCUCGAGCUUGGACCUUGUACCUACGGCUCAAAACAAUACUUGGGUCUGAUAUAAAUAUGAAUGAUUACGAUUCGAUAAGUAUUGGCUUCCUGAAAGCUGGUAGAGUUGACAUGGCAGUUGCGGUCUUCAAGGAUAUGAUGCUCUCAGGACAAACGUCGCCCUCCGACUCAACAUCACUUUACCGUGCCUCCCUUGGCUUGGUUGGCAAUCUGCAAGCUUCAAGUAUCACAGAGGCGGACGUGAAUAAGGUAUCACUAUAUGCACUUACGAUCAUGCCCCGAAAGUUUCAAAACAAGUUCUUCUAUGCAAGUUGGAUGAAGAAAUUGAUCGGUAUGGGCGAGAUUGAUUCCGCAGCUGCGGUCGUCGAAUUGAUGUACGAACGCGGCAUUAAACCAGACGCAAAACAUCUAAACGGAGUCAUAAGCGGCUGGCUCCGCAAAGAUAGCGUCGAUAGCAGAGAAAAGGCCGCAAAACUCGGGUGGGCGAUGAUUCAGGAAAGGAUUGACACUGUUUGGUCGCGCCAGAAGAGCCCAUCACCUGAAUCGAGCAAGCCGUCAGUUCAUGAUGCCAAUGAUGGUAUCCGUAUUCCGAAGUUUGCACACAAGACUGUUCCCCCGGCGAGCAUCGAAACAUUUUCCCUACUAUUACUUUAUUAUACUCGGCGUGGCCAAGAACAUUUAGCCAACUACGUUAUUGAAUGCCUCGAAAAAGCACAGAUGCGACCUAAUGCAUUUUUCAUGAACCAUCUCCUCUUCGCGGAGUUGCGCAAACAGGACGUCCUUGGCGUCUGGACCCGCUACCAGCAAAUGUCAGCGACUGUCCGCCCCGAUCUAGAAACGUUUGCUUGCCUUUGGGACUGCGCCAAAAUCCAAUAUGAUCGCGCGCGACCAUCUUUCGACUCUAACUUCCCCACCGCUCGUGUCCUGUACCGUGAAAUGAUGGACUGGUACUUCAGCCUGAGUCCGCGUAGCCAAGCCAAUGUCCGUAGACUCUUUACCAAAAACCUCUACGACCAAAUCCUCCGCUGUUUCUCUUUCUCGCUUGACCCGCAAGGCACAAUCGUCGCCCUACAUUCCCUGCGACAUGUCUUCGGCUACAUCCCGGACAUCGUCACAGCCCGCAUCCUAAUGUUCGAGGUGGUCCGCCUCCUGCCAGCUCCACCGGAACUCGAAGACAAGAAGAAGGCUCGUCACCACCGACGUCGCAUCUCCACAAACCCACGGAGCAAGGAAAGCCUACAGCACGUGACGAAGCUACUAGAAACGCUUCGUGAUAGGAAAGUAGUGGAGUUGGGCAAACAGGGCUUACUGAUAGAGGACCUAGACAUGAAGUCACGGAAAGAUCAUGAGGUAAACCUGUAUACGGAUUUAUUGCGGGUUGUGCUAAGUCGGUUGGCGGAGGAUCCUCGCAAGAACGAGGAUAAGAUCCGCAAGGCAGCGCUCGAUAUGGGAGAGAGUAAAUGA
Molecule: messenger RNA, 2589 nt
Organism: Histoplasma mississippiense
Lineage: Eukaryota; Fungi; Ascomycota; Eurotiomycetes; Onygenales; Ajellomycetaceae
Exons: 2
Coding region: 1-2589 (862 amino acids)
Molecular function (GO): protein binding
Source: RefSeq, a predicted model, not a curated record